This is a messenger RNA of Entrophospora candida, 576 nucleotides long. The record is from the annotation of a GenBank genome assembly. Lineage: Eukaryota; Fungi; Glomeromycota; Glomeromycetes; Entrophosporales; Entrophosporaceae.
AUGACAAAUUCUAUGAAUUCUCCUUCUUUCAACAAAAAUAAUUCUGGAGUGCUUAUUAACGAUAUGAAUGAAUUACAUCUUCUAGAAAAAUUAAUAGAAUACCAAUCUGAAAUUCAAGAUGAAUUCGAAGAUUAUAUAAAUAACACUGGAUCUUCAAAAUCAUACGCAUCCUCCUAUCAUCACCGUCAUAAUCAACGCACCAGUGAUAAUAAUAAUGAUGAAAAAGCUCCUUUAUUAUCAUUGGAUGAAGACGAAGACUUGGAAGCAGCAGGUGAUGAUGCAGAAGCUUUAAUGAAAAAGAACGAAGUGAUUCGAUCUGCUAUCGAGAAAAUAAAAAAAGUUACAGAGGAACAAGAAAAAGAAUUACGUUACAAAGAGGAAGAACUUCAAGAAUUAUAUGAAACAUUUGCUGAAUUAAACAAUAAUGACAUGAUUUACAACAAUAAUGAAAUCCAAUCAUCCACACCAUCAUCUUCAUCCUCCUCAUCCUCAUCACCAUCUUCUUCAUCCACCUUAUCAUCCACAUGCUCGUCAUUGUCGCCUACACGUAUGUUCAAGCCGGUAAUAGACCUCUAA